This is a messenger RNA of Phaedon cochleariae (mustard beetle), 6963 nucleotides long. NCBI's taxonomy places the organism in Eukaryota, Metazoa, Arthropoda, Insecta, Coleoptera, Chrysomelidae. The record is from the annotation of a GenBank genome assembly.
CCAGUUUUCUCUGAAACCCGUCAUCCUGUGAUAGUCUAUAUACAUGGAGAAUCCUUCGAGUGGAAUUCUGGAAACCCUUAUGAUGGAAGCGUUUUAGCUUCCUAUGCCGACUUAGUAGUCGUCACGCUCAAUUAUAGGCUGGGAAUAUUAGGUUUCCUGAACGCCAACCCGGCCCCCCACCUCAAGGCUCGCGUCGCCAACUACGGUCUCAUGGACCAGAUUGCCGCCCUGCACUGGGUGCAGCAAAACGUUGCGCUCUUCGGCGGCGAUCCUGGCAACGUCGCGCUGGCGGGCCACGGCUCAGGCGCGGCCUGCAUCAACUUCCUCAUGAUUUCGCCCACGGUGAUGCCGGGGCUGUUCCACAGGACGGUGCUGUUGUCCGGGUCGGCGUUGUCGUCGUGGGCGUUGGUCGAAGAUCCUGUCAAUUACGCAGUCAAACUAGCCAAAGAGGUGAACUGCAGCAUCCCCGAAGACGUCGGCAAGGACCACGAAGCCAUCGUCGACUGCCUCCGCGAAACGCCCUUAGAAGACCUCCUCAGAGCCGAAGUCACCCCACCAGCCUACCUCAGCGCCUUCGGUCCCAGCGUCGACGGCGUCGUCAUCAAGGCCGACUUCGCCAAAGAGCUGGUGACCUACUUCAAGCCGCAGGAUCUGCAGAGCUUCGGCAACGCGAAUGUGAAGCGCAGCGAAGCCACGUUGACGCCCAGGGGCACUAACCCUUAUGAUUUGCUGUUCGGGGUGGUGACGAGUGAAGCGCUGGGGCGGUUCUCCGACAAGGACAUCUCUGCGGGGUUCGAGGGGGAACGACGUGACAAGCUAGUGCGCACGUACGUUCGCAACGCGUACACAUACCACCUGAGCGAGAUCUUUUUUACGGUGGUUAAUGAAUAUACGGACUGGGAGAGAACUGUGCAGCAUCCGGUGAACACCAGGGACUCGGCUAUUUCUGCGCUGAGUGAUGCUCAGUUCGUGGCUCCGCUGGUGCAGACGGGGGAUAUGCUGAGCGCUAAGCCACCUCAGUCUGGACAGGAGGCUGGCGGGUCGAGGACGUUCUUCUAUGUGUUCGAUUAUCAGACGAAGGAUGGAGAUUACCCCCAAAGAAUGGGAACAGUGCAUGGAGAAGAGCUCCCAUACAUUUUUGGUGCACCUCUUGUCGAUGGAUUCAAUCACUUUCCGAAGAACUAUACAAGAUCAGAGCUAGCACUGUCUGAAUCUUUCAUCAUUCUCAUCGCUAACUUCGCGAGAACUGGGAAUCCGAAUGAGCAUCAUAAACAAGAACCAGUUCUUGCAGCCUCCAGGGAGAGAAAUAGAUUCAGGUCGAUAGUUUGGGAUGAAUAUGAUUCCGUUCAUCAAAAGUAUCUAGAAAUUGGUAUGAAACCACGCAUGAAAAAUCACUUCCGAGCUCACCAGCUCAGCGUUUGGCUCAGACUAAUCCCAGAACUCCAUCGGGCAGGCAUGGAAGAUGUCGUGGCCAGGCAUAACCUCUUCAGAAACCACAACAGUGCCGACCUCUACGACGGAGCAGUCCGUCCUGACCCUCUCUCGCGAGUCAGCUACUACGAUCCAACUAUGGAGCUGAUAAGAAGACGACCAAACACCAGCUUGACAGCUUUAGACGCACCAACCACUGUAGAGACUAUGGUUACCACGUGUGUUAGUGUUAUACCUUCUGGAAACUACAACCACCAGUUGUUCCAAAAUCAAAAUAAUGCCACCGACACCCUAGCAAGCCUGGAGGCUGCUGGUUAUGCAGCUUACAGCACAGCUUUGAGCGUGACUAUAGCGAUCGGCUGCUCUUUAUUGAUCCUCAACGUGCUGAUAUUCGCUGGGGUGUAUUACCAGCGAGACAAGACGCGAAUGGAGGUGAAAAACUUGCAGCAGCAGCAGAGCAGGAACCAAGCAGCCUUCGAGACUAUAUCGAAACAUCAACACUACCACAUGGGGCACUCACAAAGCUCCAAUGUCAUAGUCGACGUGGAGCAGGACACCUCUGCCAUGAUCCUAGCUGCAAAUGCUCACGACGUACAUAAAAACCAGCAUCUCUGCCCCACCAGUAUAGCCAACACUCUGAAGGCUCCUCCCCCCAGCCCGAACGUCAUCAUGCAGAACUGCAUGACUUUGCCGAAGAAACCUCAGAUGCACAGCUAUCAGGGACAUCAGCACGGCUGUAUGACCCUGCCGAAGAACGCCAGCUUGAUGAACAACACGGCUUGCGUCAUCGCGGAGAUGCAGCAGCAAGGUCUAGUCCAGCCUCCUAACGGGAAUGCGACGAUGCCAUUGUGCGUGCCGAAGCCCCCACCACCGCCUAGAGCAAGGAGCCCGGAAAGCCAGCCUUUGCUCAGCUCGCAUAAUAAUAUGGCGAAGGGGGCUAUGAAUGUGCCGCAUGCGGCGAUGAGUGAGAUGAGAGUGUGAUAAAACUGAGUGGAGUGAUAACUGUAGGGAAUAUGCUCAAGUGACUAAACUUUUCGUCCGAUGAACAGUGCAUAUGGCGAAUGAACAAAAUAUGGUUUGGCAACAAUAUUUUCUCACAAUGAUUUGAAAGGUUAUCAUGCAGAAAUUGAAGUUAUUACUGAUAUCAGGCAUCAUUUAUCACACAUAUUUUUUAUGAAUUCGAUAAUUCUCUUUUCACGGCACAGAUCUCAUUAAUUUGUUGGAACGGCUGAUUUCAUCUACUCAAUCUCAGAUAAAAUUUAGGUGAAUGCUACCAUGACAAGCUACCUUCUCAUGAAAUAUGACGAGCAUUGAGUUAUUACCUAGAUUUCAUAAAAAUAUCAUUUUCCAUAAUAACUCAGGGGCUUUUGAGUGUUUUGAAUUCAGAUUCUGCAUUUGGUUAAAUUAGGAAUAAAUUUUCGAUAACUAAGAAAUUUUUGAAUUGUCAUCUGUUCUUUAUCUAUGUACUUGGGGCUCUCAUAUUAUGUUUGUCACUGAUGAAACCAAGAUUGUUUCUGGUUAAUAGUAUUUCUAGUGCAAAUAGUGUUGUGAAAGCAUAUGAUCUCCAAGUGUGUUUGAAAAAAAAUUUGACAUUGAAUAAAAUAUUGCAUAGGUAUUCCUCAUCAUUUUGAAGAGCAGGUUAUAACAAAAUUGUUAUUUUUGUAUCUAGUGCUCGGAAUGCUACUUUGGGAAUCAAGAAUCGAUUCUUCUAACGAAGCGCAGUCGAGUCGGAAAAUAUUCGAGAAGACACAAGUAUUUCGCGCACGAGUUGCAAACAAUUUUUUUCUGCAGACGUCAAAAAAUGUAGUUCUGGAGUAAUAUGCUCAGCCUUAUACAAAAAAUAAUGUUGAACUGGCUUGAAAGGCAUUUCCCUAACGUCUCUAUAGGUACGCACGAAGUUCCACGAACAUUAUAGAAAUUUCCUUUCGUACGGCCCCAGAGAUGGAAAUGAAAUUGUUAAACAUCCAGAAAUGAAUGAGAAUAAAUAAAUAAAAGAAGUUUCAUUUAGUUUACAUACAAUGCGCGAAGUAUGUACUUCGCGCACUGCUUCGCACAUGGUGUUGUGGUAACGAAGGAAACUGACAAAAAGGGUCAUUCCGAAUUUGUUAUCAUCAACGUAUGAACCUUGUCAUUUUUUGACGUUUGUAGGAAAAAAUGUUCCGCAGUGAUGGAAUGAUUGAGUAAUCGCUUGUUUUCCUUCUAUUGCUGAACAUACUCAUUUCAAGGAGAAAUAUGGAAUAUUGUUCUUGUUCUCGUGGUGAAUCAACUAUUAUGGACAAUGAUUUUUGCAAGGUACCAUUCUGAAUCGAAUAUUUCUAAAACAGUUCAUCUCAACUCUCUGGAAGUGUGUUUUUCUUCAAAAAAACUUGAAAGGAAAUACGAAAAUAUGGAAUUUAUCAAAAUUCUUUCAAUGGUGUGGAAUAUAUGAGAAAAUUACCACAACAACCAUCUUGUAGUGCAUUACUGGAUCGAAUGACGGAAGUAAUUAUCGUGAAAGAUUGAGGUUUCGGAAAAGAAAAACAUAUACCAAAAUCGAUAUCGAUCAAAAUUCUUGUUGUUUUCGCCUUAUAAUCCAAAAAUGAUCUUAUUUGAACUUCAGCACCCUAUGUUCUGGAAACUAGCUACUUGAGAACAUGAAGUUCCUACGCCUUUUCAAAAAUUCGGUUUUAUCCCUUAUCAACACUCCAUUCAUUUCAUUAUACGCAUGUUAUAGGUUACAAGGGUCCGUCUGCUGAUCCAACCAAGGCAUUAUUAUAUUCAAUAUUAUAGAGCUAUACUUUUAGUAUUGAAAAUGGAAAUGAAAAUAAUGUAUUUUUUAGACAUGGAGAUUUGCAUCACUGCAAAUAAAACCAUUAUCAUGUACCAGCCAAGGUUCAGGUAUUCCCCGAUGGGGAGCCCAGCUCCUAUAUAUUUCAUAGAAUUUGAUAAUUCCCUGAUCGCAAUAAAAAACCACUUACAUAUCUGAGUAUGAAAUAAAUUGAUCCGGAUUCUGAAUAUUAUUUGUAGUAUCCUUUCAACACUGUGUCUGUAGAAAAUGCAUUCUUUCUGCAGUCUUUUCCGAUCCUUGUUCUUCAGUAUUUCAAAACCACUAUUCUGAAUAUGAAAAAAAUUGAAAUAUCAUGAGGUUAUCAUUACUGAAAUCGAUUGUUCACAAAAAUACCUUCCUGAGGAGUAUGAAUCGUUGGAAGCAUCAUAGAUAUCAACCACGAGUCGAGAAAGUAUAUAGUUGUAGAUAGGCAUUUGGAGAUCUACAAUCAUCCACAUGAAACUUGAUGUACUAUUUGUAUACUGACAGUCGAUAUUUUCAGUUGCAUGAUAUAUUCUCAGCUGUAUCUUCUUCAUUCGCUCUAUGACAUUGUUCUGUUGAUAUUAUCAUUUAUACUUAUCUCGGGCCUAUUAUAUGACCUAAACUCUGUAAAUAUUCCGGAAUUCGUUAUGAAUGUUAAAUGUGUAAGUGUCCAUCUCCUCUGUUUCACAUGACACUAUUUUUUCGCAUUCCACUUAUUCAACCUGCUCAAAUGAAGACUGAUAGUUACAUUUUCGAUUACAUAAUUCACUCGAGGAACCAAAAACGUUAGUUGAAGUUCAGUUAUACAACGAAUAAUUCGUUAUACGAUACAGUCUCCAUAUAGAAGUUGUUAUAUCAAUUUCUGUUGGUUAGAAGAAUCAGAUCUGGAAUUGUAUGGUACCCUAGUACGAAGACUAUAUUGACAGGCCUCAGAUUAACAGCAAAAUAACAUCUUCAAGCUGACCACAAUUACCGCUGAAUAUUAUCAUGGUAUUCUGUAAACAUUUAUUUUGUGUCCGAUUAUUUAACCAUGCAAAUUGCACAAUGUCUGAAAGCAUCACUUCAUCUUAGUUUAGUUCAUCUUCCGUAAACUGAGAAUUUGUCAAUACUUGUCUUGACAUUCUCUCAGUCUGAUUCUAAUUAUAGUUGGAGCAUUUUAACACCAUAGUUAUUGGAGAGUAGGAAACAGAUUAAUUAGUUGUUAUACUAUGAUAUUUUGAUGAACACACGUAAUCGUGGAAGGAUGUUUGACUGCUGAUUGAAAUAUUGAUAACACUAGAAACAAAAUCUUGUUGAAUGAACCCAAAAACUCUGAAAAUUUCCAUGAUAGAUUCAAUUCAAUGUUAUAAUGAAAUUGUUCCACGAAAUUGCAUCGAUUUGGUAUGGCUUGAAAAUGAUUGCAUUAUCAGUCUUCUUUUGUCAGGUUGGACCCAACAUAAUUUUUGUUAUUCACUAUCGAAUUAUCAUUAUUACAGAAUAAACUUUUGUUAUUCAGAAAAUGAAAGGAUUCGCAAAAAUAUUCAAUCUAUACCCAAGAUAUUUAGAUUUGUACUACGACCGAUUCGAUGCUGGAAAUGGUCAUCUCAACUGUUUCUUCAAGGAAUAUCAAACUCAUUUCAGCAUAGCUAACGACUUCUUUCAUUUUUCUGAAGAACUGCUGAUAGUUGUUGCACCAAUAUUUGUUCCUCAAUUUCCAUUAUAUUUGGUGCCAAAUAUACUUCAUGAACCUUGAUUCUUUUAUAGAAAUAGUACAAUGAAUGAUUCCUUACCAGUGUGUGAACACGAGGACAAUCUUCUAAAAUGAUUAUACUAAAAAAAUAGAUGAGUUUCAAACUUCAACGAAAAACUAGAUCGAAAUUAGGAAAUUUUAAACUUGAAAAUAUAACUCAUAUGCAGCGGUUUGAUAGUUAUUGUAAAUACACAUUUUUCGAUGAAAUUUGGAACGAACAUAUUAUAUAAUACUGGAAUUUGAGGAAGCUGUCCUGAUCCUGAAAAAUUGUUCGUCAUCUAACCUCAAAGUUAUUCUAUCUGCUGGAUUAAGGUUCAUGCAUAGGCUAUAUUCCGAAUUCAACUGGUCAGUAUCGUACUGUCAGUAAAUCCACUGACUCUGCUGAGAAUAAGUGUUCCCAAACAUAAAAUCAAAAAUAGUUUACUGUAAUUCGAAACACGUUCCCAUGAUUUCCAUCAGUAAUCAGCAGCAGUUGAUCAGCUGGUGAAAUUGGGAUAUCAUUCAAGCGUCAAUUAUUAUAUAAAGAAAUUAAAUUUAUGUAACAUAACUUCUUUCUAAUGACAUGUCAGCAGCAGCAGUUUCAGCAGAUUGAGUACAAAUAUUUGGAAUGAAUAGUUUGUCUGCUCACAAGUAUCUGUCCAUUUCAGUGAUUUUUUUCAUUUCGGAAUGAAGAAUCAGCAGAUUCAGUGCUGGUAGUUGAAUCGGAAAAUAGCCAUGAUAGAUUCACUGUCAUUCUGAUGUGUCAAGUUUUCUCAAUAAACUGACAUAUAAAUAUUCAUAUUUCAUUGAUGUAGCUGCGAUGAGAGGAAUUCUCGCAUCAGAAAAAGUGUGUAAAUAACCACAAAUAACUGAAAAAUUUUUGUUGAGCAAAAUACAGUGAUUUUUAUGUUCCCUUGAUAUUUUUUGCAUAACCAAGAAUUUGGAAGAGAUAUGAUGAUAUAGUGAAAUCUUGACAGACCUCAAAUUCUCAGGACUAUUGACGUAUGUUUUAAAUAAUGUGACACUUCAAUUAUUA